UCUGCUUUUGUUCCUCUCUGUUCAGACUCUGUCCCACAUGAAGGUGAUAAAAUUUCAGGGUGGUCCCAAAGUCGUGUCUCAGCCUGCCCCCGUCGCUCUGCCCCCCAUCUCCAACCAUGACCUCACCCCCAGCCCUGACGUCCCACUAGCCAUCCUCAAGAGGAAGAUGAUGGCUUCUAAUGACAUCAUGGAGACAAAGGGUCUGCUCAUGGAGAUAGACAUACACCUCAAGAUCAGGCAAAUUUUGGCAGAGAACAUGUUCCAGAUUGUUCACACUGUGACCGGAGACAAAGUCAAAGCUCAAGACAUCGUCAGCAGCAGGACCCCUCUGACCCAACACCAGUGCUACAAGACUGCACUGUACCACUACAGGGACCACUGCUUCAACUGGCACAAGACUCAGUAUGAAUAUGCCUUGAGACACCUGUACGCUCUGGUGAACUUGUGUGAGAGGGGAUACUCUGCUCAGAGCAUUCAGAAGGCUAUGGACUUUGUGUGCCUCCCUAGCUUCUAAAAGGAUCUGCCCCUCUCCUUUACUGUGAAAAGAGAGAACUGCAUUUUGCACUGCUGAAACACCAAUCAAACCAAGCCUAUAUUAUUAUGAGUGCACUGUUUUACUUGUUGAUAUGUGAACUGAUUUUAAUUUGAUUUUUUUAACUGGUUUUAUGAUGAGCUGCACUUUCACUGUGAGCCAUAUGGGUAAUUUUUAUAUUUUUUAAUCGUGUUUUUAGAUUACUGACGUGUCAUUUGUUGCUGAAUGCUUUAUGGCCUGAUGUGAAUGUUGAAAAUGUGGUUUGAUAUGAGGAAAUACAAACUAAAUGUUAACUGAACUUCAUGAGUCUUGUCAGGGGGAUCAUAAAUAAAAUUUUACAAGCCAA
Messenger RNA from Boleophthalmus pectinirostris (great blue-spotted mudskipper), 878 nucleotides. RefSeq names its product legumain-like. Lineage: Eukaryota; Metazoa; Chordata; Actinopteri; Gobiiformes; Gobiidae. The record is from RefSeq and is a predicted model, not a curated record. Bases 38 to 514 code for a protein of 158 amino acids. The transcript is spliced from 4 exons.